Brassica napus (rape) is the source of this 582-nucleotide messenger RNA. Its product is annotated as arogenate dehydratase 5, chloroplastic-like. Gene Ontology annotation, cellular component: chloroplast; cytoplasm. The record is from RefSeq and is a predicted model, not a curated record. Gene Ontology annotation, biological process: L-phenylalanine biosynthetic process. The coding region runs from base 1 to 582 and encodes 193 amino acids. Lineage: Eukaryota; Viridiplantae; Streptophyta; Magnoliopsida; Brassicales; Brassicaceae. Gene Ontology annotation, molecular function: prephenate dehydratase activity; arogenate dehydratase activity. The transcript has 2 exons.
AUGGAGAACAUCACAUCCAAUCCAGUUCCAGUGGCGAAAACUGACCUCGUUCCGUCAGAGACGAAGAACGGGAAGCCUGGAUUGGUUCAGCCGUUAACAAACACAGAUCUCUCGCCGGCGCCGUCUCAUGGAUCCACCCUCCAUGUCGCGUACCAAGGAGUCCCCGGCGCGUACUCUGAAGCUGCCGCCGGAAAAGCUUACCCGAACUCUGAAGCUAUCCCGUGUGAUCAAUUCGACGUCGCGUUUCAGGCGGUGGAGCUCUGGAUCGCGGAUCGUGCCGUCCUCCCGGUGGAAAAUUCUCUCGGAGGUUCGAUUCACAGAAACUACGAUCUCCUCCUCCGUCACCGUCUCCACAUCGUCGGCGAGGUUCAGAUCCCUGUCCACCACUGCCUCCUCGCUCUCCCCGGAGUCCGUGCAGGCUGCAUUACGCGCGUGAUUUCGCAUCCCCAAGCUCUGGCUCAGACCGAAGGAUCGCUCAACAAACAAUCUCCUAAGCAUAAAUGUAAAGAUUUAUAUAAGAAGAGAAUGAAGGGGAGAUGGAACGAAACCAUGAAGAAAGGAUUAAAGAGCAUCAUUGAUUGA